CCUCGCAUGCGCUGCAGACCAAAGUGAAAUCGUUGACUCAGAGAAGAACAAGAGGCAGAGAGAGGGAGAAGGACAGAGAGAAGUUGGACACAGGUGAGAUGCGCACAAGUGGCUCACCUGGGCAAAAUUCAUCUGAAGUACUCCUGAGGCAGAGGCAGAGAGCCAAAGGCCAGUUGUUUGUGCCGUCAACCUCCUGGCGAUCAGGUGCUGCAAGGAACUUGAGCAGCAGCGAUGAAGAUGAGGAGGUAGAGGUUCAGGUUCGAUUGGAGAUCCACAGUCCUCCUGUGGAUCUACAAACGGAGCAGGGGACAGAGGAAAGCGAUGAGAAGAAGUCAGAAGAAAAUGAGGGCCAGGUCAGCUCUUGUGGGCUCAAGGAGGGCACCAGUCUGGAAAGUCUUCUCUCAGAUAACUCAAGUAGUAGCAAGGAUGAGCCGUCACUUCCUCCUCUGCCUGCCGUCUCCUCCUCUAUUUCUACUACAUCUGCUUCCACCUCAUCCUCUUCUUCAACGAGACACUGGGCACCUCCAAAGGGCUUCUGGAGAGUAGCAAGGCCAGAAACAUUGCUUCUCAAUGGGGUUGACCCUCACGACAUACCCCCAACAUUACCCUUAAAGGACUACACCCAGACGGAGGAAGUGGAACCGGAACCUCAGUGCAAGUCCAAACCUUCUGAAGCAGUCGGCAGCAAUGAGGCACAAAGUGUGGCUGAAGCCACCGAAGCGGCAUCGGUGUUCAAACAUUCAGAUAGUGUGGAAUUUUAUCUGGACAGACGUGAACAAAGUGAAGCAGAUGUGGUGGAUUCAGCCAAAGGGCUGUGCCUUUCUGACAGCUGGGAAAGCAUGUCUUCUCAAAAUGGAGUGCUGCGUGCCGAUCUGAAGCUUAGGGUGAAGGAGAGGGCCUACGCAAAGCUGAGGGAAAGACAACAAAACUGCAGAGAGGCGCGUGAUCGCCGCGGAGGAGAAAGCAUCGAUUACUAUGGGGACAUAACAUACAGAGUAGAUUAUAAAGGGGACCACGAUGUUCUGGAAAACACAGAUGCCACACUUCUCGCUCAAGAGCUUGAACCAUAUUUGAGGUCACUUCUUGUAAUAAGUGAUGAGCUACCUUUAAGCCCAAGGCAUGAGCAAGCCAAGCGUCUUCUAGAGCGAGCCAGGCUCAAGGCUCGCUCCAACCUCCUCAAAGAUGACCGCCCCCGACGGUCUCAGUCUGAUCAAAGAUCCACAGUGAAAAAUCAGCAAGUUGAGCCUGCCAAUCACACAACAGUGCAGAAAACUGUUCAAACCAAAGAAGAUCCUCCAUCCCAAGCCUCAUCUGGUCCUCUUCUGGUUCCCACACAAAGGGACUCUUCUCCGGUGAAACAAGCAGAUCGACCAAGACGGUAUGGCUGUUCCCCCACACGUGUGCGCUUUGAAGAUGAAUCCGAGAAAGAAGCUGAGUCCCGCUAUCUAGACAGAGUGAGACAGCGUGGCAGACCUGGAAUGCCCAAGUCCAGGGCGAAGGAAAGUAAUACAGACUCCAGCAGUAGUGGCUCAGAGAAGAGCAGAGGCCACAGGAGCAUCUCUUUGCCACCUUCACAGAAGCAAGAAGAUCUUGUGACAAAUGAUGAAACAACUGUUAUUAAAGAGAUCAUAGUGCUGGUGAAGAAAUGUGAAGCGUGUGGCUCUGUAGUCAGGGAACCUCAGCCGGUCUCCUCACCUUCUGAACUUCAGAACAGUGAGCCACAGCAGACAGCUUCCCCAGAGGACCCGCGUGGAAAAUCGACUCCUGUGUGGGUGCCAUCAAACAAACCAGAUGCGAGCACCCGCCCUAAAGCUCCUCUUACUGUCACGUUUGCUGGAGCUUAUGUGCUAGGAGAAAAUAAAGAAAGCAGCACAGUGUGGAAAUCUUCUGGCUUUGGGAAACUGCGAAGACGGAGCAGAAAGGGGGAAAAUCGUUUGGAGUCUGGUCACGGUCCUUAUGGCCCAUCUUGGGCUCAGCGACGGAACUCCAAUCCACGGAACAGGGUCAACUUGAGCAGAGCAGUUUCAUUUGCUCCUGGCAGCCCUGUUGCCUUAGAGCCACAUUUACUGGAGGCAUCUGGUGGACUUAGAGAAGCAUCCGCCCCAUCAUUGCCCAUAAAGUCAGCCCUGAAGUCAAGCUCGAGAAAUCGCUCAUCUGCAGGUCAGUCCACGGUUCAGUUCCAGGUGUCCCCUGUUCAGGGAGGAGAAAGUUGUUCUCAAUCCCUGGAUUCCCCUGAAGCAAGAAGGGAAUCUCCUGUGUCUACAAACCAAGGGUCACCAACAGCAAGCAGCCCAGUACCCUGCAUUAGGCCCUCCACUCUUAGAUACUCCCUGGCCAGAAUCCCCACGGAUCUGCCAUCGGCUGAAAUCUGGGAUGCCACAUCAGAUGGAGCAGCAGGCGUAAGUGGAGAGACAGGUCCUGGUUCAGACUUUCGAGCUCUGCGAUGCAUGGGUAUGUCUCGGGCUGAGGACCUCAGAGCUGAGCUGCUGAGAUCUGAACAUCUAAAAGCCGAGGCUUUGUGGGAGGAAAGCUCCGACGGCUCCAGAAAAUUUGAUGGGAGGCCAAAACUUUUCCUGCGUCGUUUCUUUUCCUCCAUCGGGCUGAAUAGCGUUGGCAGACUGGUGAAGGGGAGUCGCUCCAGCAGCAUGGAACAGCUCAGUCUCCCCACCGUCCAACGGGCAAGCUCAGCCUCACCGAGCCCCACGCGGAGACCUCAGCCUACCAUUCGAAUACAGAGGACACCCUCACUGCAGACCCUGCACACAGUGCUCCCACUGGCUCAGCUACGUAAAGCCUCCUCUGUUCAGAGUUUAGAGAGAAGAACAGAACGCUCAACAAUACUGGGAGAAGUCCAAAUACCAUAUGGCUUGGCACCCAGCCCUGAAAGCCCCCAGAUUGAGAUUCACAGAGGCCUAAGUGAUGAAGAUGUAGUUGUCGCCAGAAUGGCUCAUCCUAUGGGCCGGGUCACACAGGCUUUCCCUGAUGGGACUAUCUUGUUGGAGCUCAUCAAACCUCCAAGUGGCCCCUUUGGUUUUGUUAUUUCAAGAGGAAAAGGUCGACCAGAUACAGGUGUAUACGUCGAGAAGGUCGGUGAUGGCGGGGUGGAGGGCCUGCUGGGUGUUGGUGAUGAAAUCCUACAGGUUAACGGGGAGGCGGUGGCGGGACUCAGUUUGGACCAGGUGACACGCCUCAUGACUCGGGAAAGCACCGCCACCCUCCGGAUCUUGCCUGCCCGACGCAAUCAACGCUGAACGGCACAGGAUAGACAUAGCACACAGCCAUUUCCCUCUGGACGCACAGUUAGCCACUAACCAUGCACUGCAAACUGACUGGAGCACAAUGUGCACAUGACACAAUGCAUUUUGAUGUAACUCGAGAUGAAUAGCACAACAUAGAGUUAAGUUCUUUUAGAGCAAACAAAUCCAGCUCCACAAAUGUCACAGAGAACUUAAAAAUAUGGAUGUUACUGUGUAUUGCUAAAGGUAGGCUCUUCUACCCAACACCUUUUGUUGAUUUACAUAAGUAAAUUCAGUUUUAUUUAUUUAUUUAUGUUAUUUUAGCACCGAAUUCCACUAAAUAUCAUAUCAAGAUGCUUUACAAGAAAAGUACUUUACGUUAUGUAGAGAAAUGCUUGAUGAAAUCAAUUCAAUAACAUGGGCAGAUUUAAAUUUAACUGUAUACUUUCCAGUUUGAUCCUGUUUAUAAUACAAUGCAGUCAAAUGGAUUGCAUAAGGCCUGCUGGACGAUAUUUUUCCAUUUUUGGAAACCAAGGUGAAUGCAUGGAGCCAUUAACUUUGCAGCAACGAUCCCUCCAGAGAAAACGUGUAAAGACUCAACAUCAUAAAAUCCAAGUGAAUUGAAAUUCGGCGACAUUAAUUUAACAAAUAGACGCAUUCUUGUUCAACUGUUUUUACAGCCCUUGAAUGGAAAAAAAACAUCACAACCAGAAACUACAAUGUAAUGUAUUGGGAUUACAUGUGAUAGAAAACGGGGAACAGGAAGGAAAAUAAUGGAUGGUUUUGAUCUUUCUUUUUUAUCACAAAACAUCUUAAAAGUGUGGUGUGCAAUUGUUUUCAGUUUUCUUAAUGUUCAUAGUUUGAAUCCCAUGUUGAUUUUUGAAAGUUAACAGAAGCUCAGAUGAAGAGUUUACACUUGCAAAAUUCUUUUAAAUUCUUGCCACAGUUUAAUUUAGCCCUGAACAUUACUGGGCCAUUUUAAAACACUUAUUGCUUUUAAUGCUUUUAUCAGAACUUUUUUAUAUGUGAAAUUUAUAUCAGGCCGUAUGCUUUGGGUCGUGGUCCCGCUGCAAUGUGAAACUCCAAACCAAUUCUUUUGCAGCCUUCAUCAGCUUUUCUUUUCAGACUGACCUCUAUCCAUCUUCAAAGCAAUUCAGCCUGGCCUUCCUGGCUGCCCCUCUCUUCAACGCUCUCCUUGCCAUUGUUUAAGGUAAAAGUCCUUGCCCUUAAUGUAAUUUGCAGUUAUGCCAUACAUUUGUCAUUUUCAUGGUAUAGUGGGAUGCAUUUCAGGUUGUUCAAGUUUGUUUAAAUAAAUCCACAUCACACUUUGGAAUUUUAUGAAGGGUUUUAUGAAAAGUAUUUAGAACCAUGCACCAUUUUCCUUCCACUAAAUGCCAUACAUUUGAGUUUGCGGUUGUAACAAGACGAAACAGAAGUUCAUAACUGAUAUUUAUAAAGGGCCAAUUUGAAGAUAGACAAUGGGAAUCAAAUCCAUUUUUCUUUUUAUAUGUUGCUCAGUUUGGUCACAUUUAACACAGUUUGAUAGAUUUUUAUCUUUUUUUUCAUAUUGUGGGACAAUUUAUGGCACUGUUCAAUACUGAUCAGCAAAAAGACAACUAAAAGCUUUAAAAAGCUAAAAAUAAAUAUAAUGUUUUACCUUUUAUUAAGUACAUGGCAGCCCCUGUGUGGAGCACUUUAUCCCAAUUGUUGC
Molecule: messenger RNA, 4947 nt
Organism: Gambusia affinis (western mosquitofish)
Lineage: Eukaryota; Metazoa; Chordata; Actinopteri; Cyprinodontiformes; Poeciliidae
Exons: 9
Coding region: 99-3251 (1050 amino acids)
Biological process (GO): regulation of cellular localization; establishment or maintenance of cell polarity; centrosome cycle
Cellular component (GO): cell cortex; apical plasma membrane; nucleus
Molecular function (GO): protein kinase C binding
Source: RefSeq, a predicted model, not a curated record